This is a messenger RNA of Boleophthalmus pectinirostris (great blue-spotted mudskipper), 2725 nucleotides long. RefSeq names its product cellular communication network factor 6 (gene ccn6). The record is from RefSeq and is a predicted model, not a curated record. Gene Ontology annotation, biological process: cell adhesion; signal transduction. Bases 1423 to 2442 code for a protein of 339 amino acids. The transcript is spliced from 5 exons. Gene Ontology annotation, cellular component: extracellular matrix; extracellular region. Gene Ontology annotation, molecular function: heparin binding; integrin binding. Lineage: Eukaryota; Metazoa; Chordata; Actinopteri; Gobiiformes; Gobiidae.
UUAAAAUUGCAGUGCUGUCAAAAGUCCUUGAACUCUAGUCAUACGCAUAUAUUCAACAUAUUGGUAACAUCUCUUUAUAAUGAGGAUAAAUACAAAUGCAUCCUUCCAACUCACGUUUCAUGGCUGGUUUAAAUCUGUUUGUAUGUUUGCUGCCUAUCGAUUUGUCCGAAGGAUGGCGACUUUCCAUGCUGAACUACACUGAUAAGGGCAUCGGCUGUUUGCAUGAGGCAAUAAAAGAAAAGAUAAGAUGGGCAGGAGUGCGCAAGACCAAGACCCAUCAGGACUCAUAAAAAAGGUCAAUACAGUCCCACAGUGAAAAUGCAGGCAGGCAUUAUAGUAGUUAGAAGCAUCAUCAGGUACAGAAUACAAUUGUAUAUCUGUACAGUUGCCCACAGACAAACCAAAGGAGUGAGUAGGAAAAAAGUAGCACUUUUAUAGAAUACAUUCAUUAAAAUUUGUUGAGUUUUGAUCUAGAUCUAGAGACCCCCCCACACACAUACACACACACGCACACACACGCACGCACGCACGCACACACACACGCACACGCACACACACACACAUACAUAUAUAUACAUAUAUGUACAUAUAUAUAUAUAUACACAUAUAUGUACAUAUAUAUACAUAUAUAUAUAUACACAUAUAUGAUCUAGAUCAAAACUCAACUAUGAGACCAGCUGUUUUAAAAGCAUUCUGGUUAGGCGUAAAUGCCUGUAACUGGUUGGCUCUGAUGAGGUCUUUGGAGGCUGAUGUAGAAGGCUUUCUUUGACACAGAGUCCAGCUGACUGCUUCUCAUAUGGUGCUUCUAUAAAGGAGGUCAGUGCAGUGCUCCAAACCUUCAGAACCAUCAGAAAGAAAGUUGAAGUUUGGCAUUCAUUCACCCUGUUUAGAUCCAGAAAGAACAGGUGUUUGUCAUAGUCCAAAGUUCCUACUCCACUCUGCACAACAGUCACCAUCUUUGUUCACAACUGGCCAUAGGUGCUGCACAGUAUGUAAAUACACUGCCUCUAUGUGAGUGGUGAAGUAUUUUAGCCCCUGUCCUGUUUCAUCCACAGGCAGAUAGAGUAGACUUCUACCAGUGGAAACCCCCCCAGAAGAGCUUCACUUCCCUAUUCCGGUUUUAGUUUUAGGGUCUCUAAGUAAGUUGGAUGAAGACAGUGAAACAGAGUGGGUCACUGAGGCAGGAGUAGGUCACAGAGGGGAGGAAUGGGUCAUAGAAGGAGGAGGACUGAGCCACUGAAGGAGGGGGGGGUGGUAGAGUGGGCUAUGUACGUCUCUACACAAAUAUUUCCCUUCUGCAUGAGGGUGUUUGUGGAGGACACAGAGUGUGCUUUGUGCCCUUAGCACUCUGUCCUGACCCCGCCCCUGGCCCCUCGUUCUGAGACCCUCUCCUGAAACUCAGCAGACCACCUCACAUCAGAGAUGCUGCUGCAUUUCUCUGCGUUGCUCCUCAUCCUCACACAACAGGGUUUGGGCAGAACCACCAACAAUGGGCCAUAUGUGUCUGGUCGGGUGGAGCGGCGGCAGUUCUGCCAGUGGCCCUGUAAAUGUGGCUCGCGUGCACAGUGUGCCCCUGGGGUCAGCUCUGUGCUGGAUGGAUGUGGCUGCUGUAAGAGUUGUGCUCGUCAGAUCGGAGAUAGCUGUAACGAGAGGGACGUGUGUGACCCCCACAAGGGCAUGUACUGUGACUUCUCCCGGGACCAGCCCAAAUACGAAGUUGGUGUGUGUGCUUAUCUGAUGGCUGUGGGCUGUGACCUGAAUGGACUUCACUAUGAAAAUGGAGAGGCCUUCCAGCCGAGCCCACUCUACAAGUGCACCUGCAUUGGAGGAGCCAUCGGCUGCACGCCCGCCUUCAUCCAGAAGCCUGCUGUUUUAGGCCCUGCUUCUUUGAUGGCUAGUGUCCCAGCAGGCCUUCGGAGUCCCCACAGUUCUAAAAAGCACCAACAGGACACUACCUACAUGUCAGCUUACAGGGAUCCUCCUUUAGUCUGGAAGAAGAACUGCCUGAUCCAGAGCACACCCUGGAGCCCAUGCUCCAAGAGCUGUGGUUUGGGCAUCUCUGUGAGGAUAAACAACAACAACAGCAAGUGUGAGAUGAGGAAGGAGCGACGUUUGUGCCUGCUGCGGCCCUGUGACAAGACCCUCCUCAAAAGUAUCAAGAUGCCAAAAGGAAAGACAUGUCGGCCCAAAUUCCAGGCAAAAAAGGCGGAGAAGCUGACACUGUCGGGUUGCACAAGCACCAGGAAGUUAAGGCCCAUGUACUGCGGCAUGUGCACAGACAAGCGCUGCUGUGUCCCCAACAAGUCACGCAUGAUUCCAGUCAGUUUUUUGUGCAAGGACGGCUCCAGCACACGGUGGAAGAUGCAGUGGAUCACGUCCUGCGUGUGCCAGAAGAAGUGCAGUGAUCCAGGGGACAUGUUCUCAGAGCUACGCUUGCUCUGAUCACUCAAUAUGAUAAGCAUCACUUUGCCAUUGCAGCUUUAAUUGAAGCUUAACAUGAUGAAAUCAUGUCCGAAACUCUUCACCCAUUGAGCUGCAAACCCUGAAAAACAUUUCACAUCUAGAGGAUAAUAAAGUUUUGUGUUGGGAUGUAUAUUGACUGUAUAUACACCACUUGUAUAAAGAUAGACCCAUACAUUAUUGACAAACCUCAAAAUAUUAUUAAUGUAUCCAUUCACCCUUUUUUAAUAACUAUAUGAAUGAAGUAUCCCUUCAUGAAAAAAUA